Molecule: messenger RNA, 3223 nt
Organism: Aethina tumida (small hive beetle)
Lineage: Eukaryota; Metazoa; Arthropoda; Insecta; Coleoptera; Nitidulidae
Gene: mys
Product: integrin beta-PS
Exons: 10
Coding region: 150-2744 (864 amino acids)
Biological process (GO): integrin-mediated signaling pathway; cell-matrix adhesion; cell adhesion mediated by integrin
Cellular component (GO): cell surface; focal adhesion; integrin complex
Molecular function (GO): integrin binding
Source: RefSeq, a predicted model, not a curated record
GUUGACCAAAUUUGUCAGUGUGGGUUUUGUAAAAGGAGGUGUGUACUGUUCGUCUUCCACCAAAAUGCAGUGAUAUUUGUGAAGUUUAAAAAAAAAACAUUUGGUUCAUUCCGUUUUUUUUCCUGACGCCUGCCAAAAAAUCCAGAAACAUGGAUUCGACGAACAGCAUUACACGAACAGUGUUUCUAUUAACUGCCUUAACAACAAUUGUGAUAGCGCAAAUCUCGCAGCCACAACAAAACCCCUGCACCUCGAAACUAACGUGCCACGACUGCAUACAAACACCCUCCUGCGCCUGGUGUUACGCACCGAAUAUUAAAGAAAGUCCGCGAUGUUUUCAACCAAACUCACCGAUCCCCCCGAAGGAGGAGUGCCCGGAGGAGUUCAUCUACAAUCCGGACAACUUGAUGAGCAUAGUGACCAACUACGAGCUCUCGAAGGCACAUUCGAAGGGCGGCGAAGGAGGCGGCAACUGGAUGAGCGGCAUCGAAGGUAGCUGGAACUACAGCGAACACACCUCCAGUUCGGGCAGUGCGAGCGGCGGCUGGGGCGGCGGCGUAGGCGGCGGAGGAAUGGGUGCCGGACAGAUCGUGCAAGUCGCGCCGCAAAGGAUGAAUCUGAAACUGAGGGCGAAGCAAACGCACAGCAUCCACAUGGCGUACACUCAAGCCGAAGACUAUCCGGUCGAUCUGUAUUAUCUCAUGGACCUGAGCAGGUCUAUGUACGACGAUAAGGAGAAGUUGAGUUUGUUGGGGGACAAGUUGGCUAGUACCAUGCAAAAGAUCACCACCAAGUUCAGUUUGGGUUUCGGCAGUUUCGUGGAUAAGGUCAAGAUGCCUUAUGUCAGCACCUUGAAGGAAAACCUAGAGCGACCGUGCACCCUCUGCGAGCCGGGGUACCCCUACAGCAACGAGGAUAACUGCGAACCCUGCGCCGCACCCUACGGAUACCGGAACGUCAUGAGGCUGUCACGUGACACCUUGAACUUUUCACACAUGGUGAAACAAGCUUCAGUGUCUGGAAAUUUGGACGCCCCUGAAGGUGGUUUUGAUGCGAUCAUGCAGGCUGUGGUGUGCAGAAAUGAAAUUGGAUGGAGAGAACAAGCUAGAAGGCUUCUGGUCUUCUCAACUGAUGCCAGUUUCCACUAUGCUGGAGAUGGAAAGUUGGGAGGUAUUGUGAAACCGAACGAUGGAUUAUGCCACUUGGACAGUAACGGUUACUACUACGAGUCAUCGAAUCAAGAUUACCCGAGCAUUGAACAGAUCAAUAUGGUUGUAAAAAAGAACGCCAUCAACGUUAUUUUUGCAGUAACCAAUCAAACUAUUGCUGUUUAUAAAACAUUGGCUGAACACAUUGACGGAGCAACUUAUGCUUCCAUCAACGAGGACAGUUCCAACAUUGUUGAAAUUAUCGAAGAAGAGUAUAACAAAAUCUCAUCUUCCGUAGAGAUGAAACACAACGCAUCUAGUCAUUUAAAACUGAAAUUUUUCACCAAAUGUCUUGAUGCUUCUGGAAAAUUAGUUAACACCAAUAAAUGUGGUAACAUUAAGGUUGGAGAUCUGAUCACCUUCAGAAUUGAUAUUGAAGUAAUCGAAUGUCCUAAAGAUCCAAAAGACUGGACCCAAACUAUUCAAAUAUAUCCAAUAGGUAUCAACGAAAGUUUAACUAUUGACUUGGAAAUGCUUUGUUCUUGCGACUGUGAAAGGCCCGGCCACCCAAGUUUCAAAUUUAAUGCACCCGAGUGCAACAAUCACGGCACCUACAUGUGCGGCAUCUGCGAUUGCGUGGAAGGUGCCUUCGGACGCAAUUGCGAGUGCACGCCGGAUAGCUUCGCCGAUUUGGAGAACAAAACCACCAGCUGCAUCCAUCCGAACAGCACCUCUCAAAUCGAAUGUUCCGGAAGAGGUCAGUGCUCCUGCGGACGUUGCGAAUGUCACCCACGACAACACGAAAACGAACACGUUUACGGCGAUUACUGCGAAUGCGACGACUUCUCCUGCGAACGACACAACGGCAAACUGUGCAGCGGUCCCGAUCACGGAAUCUGCGACUGCGGAAAAUGCCGUUGUCAGGAGGGUUGGGACGGUCCGAAUUGCGCCUGUCAAAAAUCGAAUGCCACCUGUUACUUGCCGGGUGUCGAGAACGGAGAGAUCUGUUCUGGUCACGGAGUCUGCGAGUGCGGCGUCUGCAAAUGCGAAUCGACAGAGGACGGCAGAUACUCGGGCAAGUUUUGCGAGAAGUGUCCAACUUGUUCGGACAGAUGCGAGGAGUUCAGGGACUGUGUGCAGUGUCAGCAGUAUAAAACUGGACCGUUGAAGGAUCCCGAUGAUUGUGCAGCUAAUUGUACCAAAUUCGUGCCCAUUCCCGUUACUGAGGUUAAAGUGCCAUCGGAGGAGGAGGGCAAUGAGAUAUUCUGCGCAUACUUCGACGAAGACGAGUGCAGGUUCAGCUAUGUGUACUACUUCGACAAGGACAAUAAAAUUCAAGUCAGAGCGCAGGAGGAACGAGAAUGCCAAGCGAAGGUUUAUGUGCCUGGAAUCGUUUUGGGAGUAAUUGCAGCUAUCGUGCUGAUCGGUAUGGCAGUUUUGCUACUUUGGAAACUUUUCACGACGAUUCACGACAGAAGGGAGUUCGCACGAUUCGAAAAGGAGAGAAUGAUGGCGAAGUGGGAUACCGGUGAGAAUCCGAUUUACAAACAAGCCACCUCCACGUUUAAGAAUCCCACCUACGCAGGGAAGAGUUAGGUCUGUUGUUUUUUUUUUGUGUUUUCUACUUUGUAAAUAUUUUACGUAAUGCAAUAGCAUCGAAUGAAACUGCCAUAUUUUUAUUGUAUAGUUUCAAAGAGUCAAAUUUGUGCCUGCGAAUCCAGUGUCUUAAUAGUUUGGAUACAACUAUUUGUGAAUAUAAUUUUACACGUUUUAAAAUAUAAGGAAAGCUAUGUAUUUUAUAGAUUAUUUAUACACUAAUGGUAUUGAUAUUUACAACAUUUUUUUUUAUAAAUUUUAUCAUAGUACUUAUUUGUUAAGAUCAUUGUAUAAUUUGCCAUCCGUUCAUGAUCAACAUUUAUUAUUACUCUGCUUUAUACGGCUUUAUGUAAUCUUUAUAUUGUUGUACAUUAACUCGAUAGACUUUUAACUUACGAGUAAGUUUGAUUUUAUUAAUAAACGACUGUUAAUUAUUGUAGACCUUACGAAUUUGUAUAAUAAAUUAAUUGUUUUAACAA